This is a messenger RNA of Necator americanus (New World hookworm), 2040 nucleotides long. RefSeq lists its product as uncharacterized. The coding region runs from base 1 to 2040 and encodes 679 amino acids. The record is from RefSeq and is a predicted model, not a curated record. NCBI's taxonomy places the organism in Eukaryota, Metazoa, Nematoda, Chromadorea, Rhabditida, Ancylostomatidae. Gene Ontology annotation, molecular function: protein binding. Gene Ontology annotation, cellular component: extracellular matrix. The transcript has 19 exons.
AUGAAGAGUGGAGAAGACAAAUGUCAGACCAAGAAGCUGAACACCACAAAUCUCGACUCGUUGAAAAGACCCGAAAUUGUUCGAACUCUUACUAUUCGAUGCCCACAUUUCUCCAAGAAAAAAAGUACUCCAGCAGCUGGUUUAUUCAGGGGAUUGCACAAACUCUACUCACUUAUCAUCAAAAACGCCCGAUUACCCACGAUUCCAAACGAUUUGUUCGCACAUACGCCAAACUUGAUGACACUGGAUAUGUCAGGGAAUGAACUGCGCAUCGAACCGUACUCGCUGAAGUCGCUGAGUAAUUUGAUUCACUUGGAUUUGAGCAAUAAUUCGAUCAACUUUCUCGCCAACACGCUGAUUUCGUUAACGAAGUUAAAUGUACUGACAAUGGAUCACAAUAAACUCACGAACGUCGAUUUUCGCAGACUACCGGAAGAACUAUCGGACUUGUCGCUUCGCCAUAAUUUUAUAACAACCCUCCAUUAUGCGCCUCCAAGCGUCAGAAAUCUUCGCCGAAUCGAUCUGUCAGGAAAUAUGCUAGAGUUCAUUUCCGGAAGUGGCUCCGUGAAUAUGCUUCCAGCUGGCUUGAAACAAGCUGAUCUUUCCAACAACCGUAUUAGUUUCGUUCAAGAUGGUGCCCUAUCGCUUAUGGAGAAGUUGGCUCUUCUAGAUUUGAAAGGGAAUCAACUGACCGAGCUGAAAGAAACAACAAUGGCCGGCCCUAGAACUCGGCUUCGUCUAUUCUUGGAGGGCAACCCACUGAAGUGUCAUUGCGGACUCCGCUGGCUUUUGCAUGCCAAAUCCAAAACAUCACCCGUUGUUCUUGAUUUACCAAGGCUCUCUUGUUCCUUAUUAUUGGAUGAAAAUCAGCGACUGAAUCUAACAAUCGCGGACCAGCUAAAUCAACUCAUCUGCAAGUACGAACGUUUCUGUCCAGAAUCUUGUUCCUGCUGCGAAGAGGUGAAGUGUUCUUGUAGAAGUGAAUGCCCGCAACAAUGUCAGUGCUACCGAUCCAGCAACAUGGAGAGACUAAGAAAUGCACAAAAUAUCGCGAUAUGUGAAAAACUGCGAUUCGACCACCUGUCUGCACUCCCCGAGUCCAUUACUGAGCUACGCAUCGACACAGCCGACUGGAACCAAUGGGAUGUUGGAAAACUUCAGAAUUUGCGAAUGCUUUCUACGUUACGGCUGUUGAAUACGCCGAUCACUGAUGAUGAAGUCAACACUCUUUCAUCUCUGAAAUCACUAACGCACCUUCAACUUUCCUCAACUUCAAUCACGAAAGUGCCGUCGCAGAUGGGACACCUUUCACAGUUGCUGCUUGCUGGUAACCCGCUGUUACAGUUAUCUGCCGAGAAUCUCAAGGUACUCGACCAAGUAAAGAAAGUUUCUUUGGGUGGCAACUACACACAUUUCACCUGCGAUUGCAACUCACCCAGUCCACUUCAGUUGUGGUUAAGAGAGAAGAGAAAUAGAGACAAAUCGUUUGGCACAGUUACGGUUUUAUCCACGUUACCAACAAAUGAUUCGCUCUGCCAUGAAGAAACGAUAGAUACGACUCAGUGGAUUGAGUUCGUUACGAAUAUUGAACGAAAUGGGAAACGGAGUGAUUCUACAAAGAAGGCGAUCACGACUCGAUCGUAUGAGGAAACUCUUCGUCCAGACUCUAUCAUCGAUGUUAACGACCGAAAUUCCAAUGAGAUGUCGCCUUCCUCUCCUGUUCCAGAUCAACCAUUAUCUUCUUCGCAAAUAGCCUAUCGAUCGCGCUCCUUGACCGGACGAUAUGUUACGUCAACAGUGUCCUCAACGAAUUCAACAACACAACUGACCAUCACGACUCCGAGGCAGAGAAGGAAAUAUCAGAGAGACAACAAUCCAGAUAAGUUCCUCAACGCUUUGAUCUUCGUCUUGUUUGCUUGCGUCCUGAUACUGGUGGUUGCUAUAGCGUUUACAUUGUAUUUCAGAUUCAUUCGCAUCGAUAGCUCACGGAAACCUCAAAAACGACUUCCAGAAGCGAUGCCACUUAACGUAUCGGCUUAG